AUGCCACCUAAACGCGCUAAAAAAAUAGCUUUGAGCGAGUUUCUCGGGGACGACACUCUGGGUUCAUGGGCAGAUGAGAUGGACUCCCUGCCUAGUGCCCCUGCCCCUCGACCUGACGAUGACCAAGCCCACGGUAAUGACCGCUAUAAUCGACGCGACGAUUUUUUGUCUACUCGGCCCGACAGACAAGCUGGACCUCCCCGUGAAGACUUGCCAUUGCCUACUCAGCCCCCCUACACUGUUUUCAUUGGCAACCUGGCUUUCGACCUUACCGACAUAGAAUUGGGUGACUUUUUCGGUUCAGACAAGAUCAAGUCGGUGAAAAUUAUCAAGGAUAAAGAAGACAAACCCAAAGGUUUCGGCUACAUAGAAUUCGACGAUCUGGAAGCUUUGAAAGAAGCUUUAGCAAAGAGCGGCUCUAGUUUUUCUGGGCGAACUAUACGUGUGAGCGUUGCUGAACCUCCAAAGGAGCGCCAAGGUUUUCCCAUGGAAGAUGACUCUAAAUUCGAUAAUCCUUGGAGACGUGAAGGGCCGUUACCUACGAGUGUUGGUUCACGAGAGUCCUCCCGUCGCCGGUUUGACGGGCCACCUUCUACAGACCGUUUUGGUUCUACCACUGAAGGACCAAGCGAUUGGCGAGCAAAUCGACCCCCAGUGCGAGCAACUCCACUCGAUACUGAACCUGCAUUCAAGCGGAAAAAUUCUGGCCUCACCACUCCUGAUGGCCCGAGCCCAGCAGACAAAGACGAAAUCUGGACGAUCGGCGCCAAAUUCAAACCUGUGGAGGAAAACUCCGGAAACAGAUUCGGAAGCCGUGGUCGCAGUGAAAUGCCUCCCCCGCCUGCUGUUGAAGAAAGUGAUUGGCGGACUAGUAGACCAUCCCGUGAGAGCACAUCCCCGAACAAUUCAACUCCACCAACACCUCAGUUGAGUCGCCGCAAACUGGAACUGCUUCCCCGUUCUGGCAAUGUCUCUGCCGCGCCUAGCCCUCUUUCAUCGCCAAAAAUUGCCCCUGCAGCCGCUACAACUGGUUCGUCCCGCCCAAAUCCAUUUGGUAUUGCUAGACCUGUCGACGUCACAAAUCGGGAAAAAGAAGUCGCGGAACGGGUCGAAAAGGAUCGUGAUAUUAUGAAAGAGAGGCUGACCAUGUCCCGAACAAACUCAAGGAAUGCUAUUGAACGGACCCCUCUCAAUCGGUCGCACAUUUCACCACCGGCUUCUCCAAGAUCCCCCAAGUCAACGCCAGUACCGACCCCAAAACCCUCCUCGACUUCGACAGUGCGACCGUCUUUCAGCUUUGCUAAUGCUGCAGCAAAGAAGGAGAAUGUUCCUGAGAAAAAAAUUGAGCAGGAGUCAAGUAUAGAGGGUAUCACAGAUAUGGUAUCUGAAGUUGCUAUCUAA
Molecule: messenger RNA, 1401 nt
Organism: Mycena indigotica
Lineage: Eukaryota; Fungi; Basidiomycota; Agaricomycetes; Agaricales; Mycenaceae
Product: Translation initiation factor 4B
Exons: 10
Coding region: 1-1401 (466 amino acids)
Molecular function (GO): RNA binding
Source: RefSeq, a predicted model, not a curated record